AGGCGGCUGCCGAAGAUGGCGGAGGGGCAGGUCCUGGUUCUCGAUGGCCGAGGCCAUCUCCUGGGCCGCCUGGCGACCAUCGUGGCUAAGCAGGUGCUUCUGGGUCGAAAGGUGGUGGUUGUGCGCUGUGAGGGCAUCAACAUUUCUGGCAAUUUCUAUAGAAACAAGUUGAAGUACCUGGCAUUCCUCUGCAAGCGGAUGAACACCAACCCCUCCUGUGGCCCCUACCACUUCCGAGCCCCCAGCCGCAUCUUCUGGCGGACAGUGCGAGGCAUGCUGCCUCACAAGACCAAGAGAGGCCAGGCCGCUCUGGACUGCCCCAAGGUGUUUGAUGGGAUCCUGCCACCCUAUGACAAGAAAAAGUGGAUGGUGGUUCCUGCCACCCUCAAGGCUGUUCGUCUGAAGCCUACACGGAAGUUUGCCUACCUAGGGUGCCUGGCUCAUGAGGUUGGCUGGAAGUACCAGGCAGUAACGGCUACACUUGAGGAGAAGAGAAAGGAGAAGGCCAAGAUCCACUACCGGAAAAAGAAGCAGCUCAUGAGGCUACGGGUCAGGCUUCUAAUAUAG
Molecule: messenger RNA, 567 nt
Organism: Lagenorhynchus albirostris (white-beaked dolphin)
Lineage: Eukaryota; Metazoa; Chordata; Mammalia; Artiodactyla; Delphinidae
Product: large ribosomal subunit protein uL13-like
Exons: 1
Coding region: 16-567 (183 amino acids)
Biological process (GO): negative regulation of translation; translation
Cellular component (GO): ribosome; cytosolic large ribosomal subunit
Molecular function (GO): structural constituent of ribosome; mRNA binding
Source: RefSeq, a predicted model, not a curated record